Rotaria sordida is the source of this 654-nucleotide messenger RNA. The record is from the annotation of a GenBank genome assembly. NCBI's taxonomy places the organism in Eukaryota, Metazoa, Rotifera, Eurotatoria, Philodinida, Philodinidae.
AUGAUACAAUGGCGAAUAGAUAAUAAAGUUGAUUCGAUUCUUGAACAUGCACCUACAUUAUCUCGAAUGGAUGUCCUUCGAAGAGUUAUUCCGAGUGCUCAACAUGGCUAUACAAAAGUUCAUCGACCAUUAUAUAUAGAGAAAUCGGGUCUAACGCGUGUAAAUAAAAUAUUGAAUAUGUUUACACCAGAGGAACUGCUUCAAUGUCAUAUUUAUUGGCUUGAAUACAUUUGUCAACGAGCAAGAGAGCACAGUCGACAAUUGGGAAAACAUGUGGAAACUUUUACUUCGAUUUCGGAUUUGCACGGCUGUAAAUGGAAUAUAAGAAAAGUAUUUCAUAUAUGUAAAGAAUUCCUUUACAUCGAUGACAACUAUUACCCUGAACGUCUAGGACAGCUGUUUUUUGUAAAUCCACCAGCGAUCUUUCCUGCUCUUUGGGAUUUAGUGAAACAUUGGGUUGAUCCUGUAACGAAAGCAAAAAUUAUUGUCGUUAAGAAAGGUUCUGGAACCUCAACAUUAUUAUUACAGCAUAUUGAUUCUGAUCAAUUACCACAUGAAUAUGGUGGAAACUGCAAUUCAUGUUCAACUGCUCCGAUUUGUAUUCCUGUAUACGACUGGGACAAAGACACUCCUGAGGAUGGAAAGGAAGAAUAG